UUACAAACAAACUGGUAUCUGCGUGUUCCAACAGUUUCGUAAGCUGGGUGGCAGCAAUUGAGCGUGAAAGUGUCUUGUUUCGACCGACGAAAAAGAAGAAAAAAAAACGAAUGAAUUCUCCUAAUUAUUUUGUUGUGACAUAACAAAUUGGAUCACAAGGCAUUUCAAUUAGAUCCAAUUGAUUUGCUACGAUUGGAUAAAUCAACAACGCAUGGUCCGAACCGCAGUCAGGCCCGCAUCAUGGCAGUACCAACAUGGAAACGUCGAUCGGUGCCCGUCGCCAGCUGGUUGUCUCACCACAGCACUCGGCGCACAUUUAAUUCUAUUUUCUUUUCGAUCACUUCGUUAUCAACUACGCCGAUAUUAUCAAAAAGAAAGGAAUUCAGAGAUGAUCAAUGGUUUCUUGAUAGAUGUUGAAAGAACAAAACGGCGAAGGGAACGGAAUGUGUGCUGCUUUAAGCUGAAUGAACUUUAAAAUAAUUGUGACGUGCGAAAAUAGAACUUUUUUUUGUAAAAUGAUUUUCUGUGUUGAGCUUAGAAAUUCAUCAUGUUAUCAAGAAAAAGUAGUUGAAUAGAGUUGCUGAUAUGUUUGAUAAUAAAUUGCAUAAAACGCCGCAACAGCUGGAAGUUUGCCAGGAAACGUAAGGGGAGAUGAUCCUAACUCACAGUGAACAAUCCCAUCAAUCUCAUCUCGCCAGGCUCAGCAGUCCCUAGUGCAGUAAUGAAUCCGACUCAGUACUCCAAGGAUCCCAGCAUCCACGAGCUCCGCCGGCCGGUGAAUCCGGUGAGCAAAGCUAAUCCAGUGGCACGGUUCACGUUCUGGUGGUUGCGGGAGGUGUUCCAAACCGGACUCAAACGUCCCAUCGAGCAAUCGGAUAUCUACGAAACUUUAUCGUCGCAUCAAAGCGAACAACUGUCGUACCAAUUCGACCGGGAAUGGAGGCGAGAGCUGAAAAAGCGAAAGGCUAGCUUUCUACGGGUGAUCUGGGGCAUCUACGGCUGGACGAUGAUUUCACGAGGGUUGCUCUACACAACGGUGGACUCGUUUUCCAGAGUUUUUCAGCCACUGUGCCUCGGUGGGCUGGUGUCUUAUUUUGCGCCCAACCAAACCAUUAUCAGUCGUACGGAGGCGUAUUACUAUGCGGCCGGAAUCGUAAUCUGCUCACUGGUACCGGUGCUUAUUUUUCAUCAUUUUAUUUUAUACAUCUACCAGAUUGGGAUGAAAAUACGCAUUGCGUGCUGUUCGAUGCUGUACAAAAAGGCUCUCCGGAUCACGAAGGCAGCCAGAACGGACGGUCUGACGGGACAGGUGAUCAAUUUGAUGUCCAACGAUGUCGCUAAAUUCGAUACGGCUACCAGCUUCGUGCAUGACACUUGGAAGGGACCAAUCGAACUGGUGGUGUUCGGAUAUCUGAUCUACCGGCAGAUCGGCGUGGCGGGAUUGAUUGGAAUUGUGUUUUUGCUGAGUUUCAUUCCACUGCAGGCGUGGGUCGGCAAAAAGGCUGCCUCGUACCGGUUGAAAACGGCAAUUCGCACGGAUCGACGGGUGCGGUUCAUGAAUGAAAUUAUCCAGGGAAUCCAGGUGAUUAAAAUGUACGCGUGGGAGCACAGCUUCAGCCGCAUGGUGGACGCAAUUCGCCGCAAGGAGAUCACCGGUAUCCGGGGUACGCUUUUCAUACGUGCCGGUCUGCUGUCGUUUAAUCUCGUAUCGAGGUUGUCCAUUUUUCUGAGCCUGGUCGGCUAUUGCUACUCGGGCAAUGUGUUCACCGCCAGGCAGGUAUUUAUCGUGACGUCAUAUUUCAAUCUGCUGUACAGCUCGAUGCUACACUUUUGGCCUCUCUCGCUAACUUCCGUGGCCGAGGGGUUGAUUUCGAUUAAGCGGAUUGAAGAGUUUUUGCUACUACCGGAACGGAAGAUGCUACCGGUGCCGGCAGGGCGGGUGGCAGCUAAUGGCCAUUCGGGAACGGAGGAAAGCGAAAUCAAACUGAUUGAAAGUGCGAAAAUGGCCAACGGCGAUGGUGCGAUAAUUUUGGACAGUUUGACGACGACGGCAGCGGCGGAACCGGGAAAGAUUUCCAGUAAGCGGUUUGUGAAUAAGAAGGGUUACGCUAGACGGGGUAUUUUCCUGCAGGAUGGAACGGCCAGUUGGGGUAAGGAGCCGAACGAGGAACGAGGUAAAGUUGUAGGGAUUCAGGAGGUGAACCUGUCGGUUGAGAAGUCACAGUUGUGUGCCAUUGUUGGCCCGGUUGGAAGUGGCAAAUCUACUCUGCUUCAGGUAAUUCUGGGCGAACUGGAGUUGGACGAGGGACGAUUGGAAAUCAGUGGAGACAUCAGCUAUGCCCCGCAGGAACCUUGGUUGUUCGAAGGUUCGGUGAAGAAUAACAUUGUUUUCACUGAAGAUUAUCACGAGAAACGUUACCGUGAAGUGGUGAAAGUUUGCGCACUGGAAAAGGACUUCGAGCUCCUGCCUCACGGCGAAGAGACGAUUGUGGGCGAACGAGGAAUCAGUCUGAGUGGAGGUCAACGUGCUCGGAUCAGUUUGGCGCGGUCAAUUUAUAGGAAAGCUGACAUCUAUCUGCUAGAUGACCCGUUGUCCGCCGUGGACACUCACGUAGGGAAGCAUAUUUUUGAAGAAUGCAUAAAAAGUUACCUGAAUGAUAAGGUUUGCGUGCUGGUGACCCACCAGCUCCAGUACCUGAAGAACGUCGAGCAUAUCGUACUAAUGAAUAUGGGCACGGUGGAGGCCCAGGGAACGUACCGUAGCCUGGAGGCAGCCAACACGUUUCCCAUGCUGGCCGCCCGGGAACAGGAGCAGCUGGCACAGCAGGACAGACAGAUAGCGGAUCUGGUAGAUCCCGAGGGAGAACGGGAACGGCAGCAGCGAAAGCCCCUAAUCCGAAUGUCCGCAACCGUGCCGCGUUUCAACGUGGACAAAGGCUAUCAGCAGUGCGUGGCCUCAACGCCAAUAAUUCCGCCGGCCUAUCGAAUGGCCCACUCCAACCAAUCCCUGUACCACCCGUCGCCGUUCUCGUCGUGCAGUUUGGUUUUCGAUGGAUUCGAUGACGACCACGAAAGUGCGGCUCGGGGUCACCGCCGGAAGGCAAAUCUGCGCCCGAGUGCGUUCACCAGUGGUUCCGAGAAUGCAAACAAUCAACGGCAGGACCCAGCGGACAAAGUGGCAAAGGAAACGGCCCGUGGAGGAGGGGCAGAAGCGAGUAAAGAAUCUCAAAUAACCGGCACCGUCGGGUUUUCCGUUUACCAGAGCUACUUUUCCGCGGUCGGAAGUGUGACGCUGAUUGGACUGGUGGCGACGCUUUUCCUGCUGGCCCAGGGUACCAUGAGUGGUAUCGAUUACUUCGUUUCGCAGUGGGUCAACCAAGAGGAGUACCUCAGUCGAAACGUCUCCGGCAGUAGUUCGAAUUUCACCGAGACACCUUCCAAACUGGAGGGAACCAUUUUCGCAGCACUCACCCGGGAGCAAUACCUGAUGAUCUAUUCCGGUGCGAUGGCCAUUAUGCUGUGCCUUUCGCUGAACCGGUCAUUCUCAUUUUUCUACAUUUGCCUGCGGGCAUCGAUUCGAUUGCAUGACCGACUGUUCCGGGGAAUCACGCGAGCCACCAUGUACUUUUUCAACACGAACCCUUCCGGCCGAAUUCUGAAUCGCUUCUCACGGGACAUCGGUUGCAUCGACAUUUUUCUACCGUCGGCCAUGAUGGACUGCAUUUUGUUCUUUGUGGAAUUCGCUGCCAUUAUCAGUCUGGUUGCCGUGGUCAACUCUUGGCUGCUGUUGCCAACGGCCGUAAUGGGCGUAAUGUUCUACGGGCUUCGUCACAUCUACACCAACUCGGCUCGCAGUAUCAAACGGGUGGAAGCGCUAACACGCAGUCCAAUUUUCUCGCACGCAAAUGCCUCCUUCCAGGGCUUGACAACGAUCCGGGCAUUCGGGGCGGAGAAAAUUUUGGCAUACGAGUUCGAUAAACAUCAGGACCUGAACACAUCGGCGUGGUAUCUGUUUCUGGCGACGACCCGAGCCUUCGCCCUCUGGCUGGAGUUGGUGUGUGUGCUGUACAUUGCCACCGUCACGUUCAGUUUCCUAAUGAUGGAAAACACAAUGAGCGGCAACGUCGGUCUCGCCAUCACCCAGGUGUUCAAUCUGAUCUUCAUGUGCCAGUGGGGCAUGCGUCAGACGGCCGAACUGGAGAACCAGAUGACCUCGGUCGAACGGGUCGUCGAAUAUGCCGAGGUCCCAUCGGAACCUCCCCUGGAAACGGUGGAUCCGCUGAGAAAACCGGCGGAGAAUUGGCCCGCCAAAGGGGCGAUCAAUUUCGAAUACUUUUCUCUCCGCUAUUCACCGGACAGUGAUCCGGUGCUGAAAGAUCUGAACCUAGCGAUCGAACCGAAGGAAAAAAUUGGUAUUGUAGGAAGAACGGGAGCCGGUAAGUCGUCAAUCAUCCAGGCUUUGUUCCGGUUGGCCGUCAACGAGGGACUGGUCAAGGUGGAUGGUGUCGAUAUCGGUGUACUGGGGCUGCAUGAUCUACGGAAGAAGAUUUCUAUCAUACCACAAGAUCCGGUACUGUUCUCGGGACGAGUUCGCGAGAAUUUGGACCCUUUCGGGCAGCAUAGCGAUGAGGAAAUGUGGCGGGCACUGGAACAGGUAGAAUUACGCGACUCGGUUCAACGGAUGGAAGGAGGACUGGAUGGGAAAAUGUCGGAUGGAGGCUCUAACUUCAGCAUGGGUCAACGUCAACUAGUCUGCUUGGCAAGAGCCAUUCUUCGGAACAACAAAAUCUUGAUUCUGGAUGAAGCUACCGCCAAUGUUGAUCCGGAAACCGACAAACUGAUUCAGCAAACUAUUCGGGUUCAGUUUGGAGACUGCACCGUACUGACGAUCGCUCAUCGGUUGCACACGGUCAUGGAUAGCGAUCGAGUGCUGGUGAUGGAUGCCGGCCGGGCUGUGGAGUUCGGUCAUCCUCACGAACUCCUGCGACAGUCCAACGGGUUUCUACGGAAGCUGGUUAAUCAAACGGGAGAAGCGACGGCAGCUCAACUGACAACCGUGGCGGAGAACAACUUCCGGAAACGCUGUACCGCUGACAGCUAGAACCCCGGUUCCGAUAUCAUCAUUGAUAGCACAACAACAUAAUACCAAAGAAUGCUGACAGGGAACUCAAUGCUUGAUUUGUACUUUUCUCGUGUACUUAGGCGAUAAGGUUCUUAGCUAGAUGAAAUUAAAUAUGACGUACAAAAUUGAUAGAUUCCAAUUAUUCCACUUUUUGAUUGCAUGUACAAUUCGAUACGAAAAUGGCAAUAAAAUCAUCUUUUACGCGAUUA
Molecule: messenger RNA, 5331 nt
Organism: Malaya genurostris
Lineage: Eukaryota; Metazoa; Arthropoda; Insecta; Diptera; Culicidae
Product: probable multidrug resistance-associated protein lethal(2)03659
Exons: 13
Coding region: 722-5101 (1459 amino acids)
Biological process (GO): transmembrane transport
Cellular component (GO): membrane
Molecular function (GO): ABC-type transporter activity; ATP hydrolysis activity; ATP binding
Source: RefSeq, a predicted model, not a curated record